Babjeviella inositovora NRRL Y-12698 is the source of this 320-nucleotide messenger RNA. RefSeq lists its product as uncharacterized. The record is from RefSeq and is a predicted model, not a curated record. The coding region runs from base 91 to 279 and encodes 62 amino acids. NCBI's taxonomy places the organism in Eukaryota, Fungi, Ascomycota, Pichiomycetes, Serinales. The transcript has a single exon.
GCUGGACUUUCCAAUUUUAGUCCAGUGUCGAUAACUUUGCCACUCAAAUGUUAUCGCCGUGUGUAGAUAUAUAGUUACGCUGGUCUAAGAAUGCUGAAUAUCGCAUACAGUCAGACAGCGUGUUACGGAUCAACUCAUCAUAUAAUACGGGCAACACUUGGCACUUUCCCCGAAAUACCUAAAGAACUAUCUCAUCUCGAGUUCCUUCUUAGUAACACUCCUGUAUGUGUGGCCUUCGAUCUUAUGGCACACUACCUCCGUGAUUUUCCCCUGGUAUAGCAUAAUAUGCUGAUUAAUCCAGUCAGAACCUCCCCUCCCAG